This is a messenger RNA of Vigna radiata var. radiata (mung bean), 2193 nucleotides long. Its product is annotated as sodium/calcium exchanger NCL2. Gene Ontology annotation, molecular function: calcium ion binding; calcium:proton antiporter activity. NCBI's taxonomy places the organism in Eukaryota, Viridiplantae, Streptophyta, Magnoliopsida, Fabales, Fabaceae. The record is from RefSeq and is a predicted model, not a curated record. Gene Ontology annotation, cellular component: membrane. Gene Ontology annotation, biological process: calcium ion transmembrane transport; intracellular calcium ion homeostasis. The transcript is spliced from 9 exons. Bases 9 to 2120 code for a protein of 703 amino acids.
ACAAAAAUAUGAGAAACAUUUACUCUAUAUUUCUCCUUUUGUUAGCAACAAGAAUUAGGGUUGAAGGUCGAUAUCUGACAGAACUAGUUUCAGAUGGUGUUCACAAAGUUGAACACAACGAAACUUCUUACUUAGUUCUGAAAGGAAUUGAUGAUGAAUCCUGCGAGGAGCACUGCAAACAAAUGUAUGGCUUCUUGCCAUGCACAGACAAUAUUUUUGGCCAUCUCUUUCUUAUUUUGGUGUAUGAGUAUUUGCUGUUCCAUGGAGAAUCAUAUUUGGCUAAAGGAGGAGAACAAAUCUUCAAGAUUCUUGGCCCUGGUAUCUUUGGUGCUAGUGCUUUUCACAUCCUAGCUGCCCUUCCAGAGUCCCUAAUUCUUCUUGUUUCAGGACUUGUGAGCAAUAGGGAGAUAGCAGAAGAAUAUGGCAUGAGUGGGAUUGGGUUAUUGGCUGGAUCAUCUAUUUUGCUUCUAACUGUAGUUUGGGGAAGCUGUGUCAUUGUUGGAAGACAACAAUUUCAGCAUCAUUCUUCUGCUUCUAACUCUCACAACAAAACUGUUAAAGCCUUCUUUACUGGUUACGGCAUUACUACGGAUUUGGAAACAAGUUACACUGCAAGAAUAAUGGUUUGCUCUGUGAUGCCAUUUGCAAUCAUGCAAAUCCCAAAUUUAUUCAAUUUCUCUUCUGAGUUAAGAAACGCCACCUUACUAAUUGCUCUCAUUAUUACCUCCAUUUUUCUCUUCUUCUACUUCGUUUACCAGAUUUUUGAGCCAUGGGUACAGAAAAGAAGACUGGAAUAUGUGAAACACGAUCAUUUAAUAUUGAGAAUAUUACAAGAUGUUCAGAAGAACACCCUGCAGAGGAUCUUCACAAGGAAUGGGACUCCAAAUGUGAGUGCCAUAAGGAGGUUAUAUAGGGAAAUAGAUCAAGAUGGGAGCAGUGGUAUAUCAGCUUCUGAAGUGAGAGAUCUUCUGCUCAAAAACAAAGUUACUGAAACCAAUUUUGAUGAGGAGAAAGAAGUAGAACAGGUGUUACAGAUUUUUGACCUGGAUGGUGACAAAAGAAUAAGCAAAGAGGAAUUUGUUACUGGCUUCACAAAAUGGCUUCGUCAAACACAGCACGCUUUAGAGAAACAGUAUUUUUCAAGGAAAUCAUUGAAAAACAUAUAUCAGGUUUUUGGUCCAUGGAUUGAAAACAAAAGAAAAGAACGUGAAGGAAAGAAACAGCUUAUAUGUGAAAUCUUGAAGCAUGUUCAGAGUGAUGUGGUUGGUAGCCUUCUCACAGUAGAUGGAAAACCAGAUGAACAAGCUAUCAGAGGGUUGUUUGUGAAAAUUGAUCGUAAUAGAGACAACUUCAUUUCCCAAUCUGAGUUAAGAGAUCUAAUCAUGAACAUCAAGUUUGUCAAAGCAUCAAUGGAAGUAGAAGAAGCAGUAGCUCUUGUCAUUGAAGAACUUGACAUUAAUAACGACAGCAUAAUUAAUGAGGAGGAAUUUGUUUCUGGGUUUCAGAAAUGGCUUAGCUCAACUUCAGCUCCUGCUCCAGUGUCACAUUCUGAGUCUCAAGAAGAUAUGUAUCAGAGCUGGGAAGAGGUUGACAUGGUGGUAGAAGAGAAGCAAAGCGAAGCAGUAGUUGAUAAAACAACAUGGGCAUGGUUUAAGGCCAUUUCAUAUGUGGUGCUAGGAAUUGCUAUGCUAUCCAUUUUGGCAGAGCCUCUAACAGAAAGUGUGCACAACUUCUCUAACAGUGUAGGACUUCAUCCAUUCUUUAUGUCAUUUAUUCUGGUCCCCUUAGCCACAAAUGCUAGAGAAGCAACUUCAGCAAUCAAAGAAGCAAGCCAUAAGAAGCCAAGAACCACUUCUCUUGCCAUUUCUGAGAUUUAUGGAGGGGUGUUGAUGAACAACAUUCUUGGCUUCUUUGCAAUCUCAGUUCUGAUCUGUGUGGGACAAGUCACUUGGCAAUAUUCUGCUGAAUUGCUGGUUGUUGCUAUUGUUUGUUCUAUAGCAGGCUUAACUGCAAGUUUUCGCUCCACUUUUCCUCUAUGGUCAUCAUUUUUCGCAAUCCUCUUGUACCCAUUGUCCUUGGUUUUGGUUUUUGUACUUGACCAGGUUCUUCAUUAUAAGUAGCAACCUCUGAUGUCUUGUUCCAAUUGAAACACUUCAAUUUUUUUAAGUUAUAUGACAUCGAAAAAUGUGUUUA